Messenger RNA from Diversispora eburnea, 861 nucleotides. Lineage: Eukaryota; Fungi; Glomeromycota; Glomeromycetes; Diversisporales; Diversisporaceae. The record is from the annotation of a GenBank genome assembly.
AUGUCUUUAUCUGAAUACGAAAACAUUCCUAAAACUUUCCGUCCAAUUAUAACAUUCUUAUAUACUCCCUUAGUUCAUCCGAGUCAACACUCAAAGUCAUUUUUUUCAUUCCCGAACAUCUUUUCGUUAUCGCGAAAAAAGAGAAAUACCAAAGUUUACAUUUAUUUCAAAGAUUUCCAUGAUAUUCCAAUUGAAUUUUUAUCAGCCAUAUGCAAAUACCUUGAACCCUCAGAUCUUUUUGCUUUGUCGGGCGUUUGUAAAAACCUUCGAACCCUUUUGUUAGAUAUUGAAUUACCUCAAAUUCAAGAAUUAUGGCAAAAGUCGAGAGAAGAAUUCUCGCCUUUCCUUUCUCUUCCUCCGCCACAGGGUAUGACGGAACAGGAAUAUUUCCAGCUUAAUGAUCUUUCUCGUGGCUGCCAAUUCUGCGGUCAACGCAAACGCUGGGUUUCAGUAGAAUGGGCAUUCCGUGUACGUACCUGUGAAGAAUGCUGUGUCGUUCGUUUCGUCAAACGCCCAACAAUUGACAAAGAAGAAUUGCGACAACGUGAACACAAUGAAAAAAGAAGAUUGGAAUUCAUUUUUAACCAUCGAAAGCAGCGCUUAAGCGAAAUUAUGGAUGAACUCGAAACCGAAAUAUUGGACGAUAACGAAAGCAUAAAGAGUGGAUACAGUGGUCGCUCUUCUUUGAACGGUGGAACACUAAAAUUUGAUUCAAAUAUACUCAGAAAAUGCCCGGUGUAUUCGGAAGAACGAAAACUAACUUACCGACCUUUCACAAAAAGAGAUGAGUCAAGAUUUAUGCAAACGAUUGACUAUGAAUACCAAAUUUUAGUAAAGCAUUACGGCGUUGUUUCUUCUUAG